UGACGAUACAAAACAUUUAAAUGGUGAUUUUUUUCCUCUUAUUUUCUCAACUUUCAUCUUUUCAUCUCAAAUAUUAUUGUUUUUAUUAAAUAGCUCUUUUAUAAUCAUGUUUUAUCUACUGAAUUCAGUUAUUCCUAAUCGCCGUAAAUUAUCAGCGACUUCUAAUGAUGUGUCAAUCACAAUAAUAGGCUAUAUUUUAGGAAAAGUCCAUUCUCCAUGCGUCUUAAUAACAUCCAGGAAUACUACCAUCUUGUCUUUAAAGAAAAUAUUCGUGUAUUAUCAUAAUGAGCUUGAUGCAGACAAGGAUCUUAAUAUUGACGUUACUGCAAACAAGAUAUCGAUUGCAAACAAGCAUUUCUCCAUCCAUAAACCAAAAAUCGGUACCAAAUUUGGUUCUCUUUGCGACAACAUUAAUAUAGAUCAGCUAAGUAAAAAUAAAAAUGAACUGACGCUUUAUAUUAUGAUUCAACCAUGUCCAGCGUACAUUUUACACCCGCUUGUAUAUCCGGUGAACUUUCAGGACAAAAUGAAGUUUGAGAUACUUGUUUAUUAUAUUAUUAUGGGGAAAACUGAAAAGAAAUUUAUAAGGGGCUGUACAAAGGACACUACACUGGAGGAGCUGAUUAAAGGUGUAAAAAUAACUAAACAAAUAAAUGUAUAUUUUUCAGUGGUCAAGCCUAUGGUGACAGGAUUCACUUAUUACAACAAAAAAUGUAAAUUGGGAUCAAUCAUGCACGAAGGUAUUGGUAAUUUUAUUUAUGUUUUAUUUUCUUUUGAGACAAAAACUGAAUGGGCACAGAAAUAGUAUGUUGAUAAAUACAUUUAUUAAUUAGUUAAUUAAUUAUUGUCUGCUACAUUUGGAGCCUUUAAGCAAAAUAAUAAAAUAUAUUUAUGUAGGAUGUACUGGAUUCACAAAAUCCAAACACAUUUUUUAACCAGCAUAUGUGGGCUAAAUCCAUACAUCUGCUGGUGAGGAGAUGUUGAUAUUAGUUUCUUUAGCUUUAUUUAUACCUUUAUUACCUAUUAAUAAAUUAUAAUAAAA
This is a messenger RNA of Kickxella alabastrina, 1042 nucleotides long. RefSeq lists its product as uncharacterized. The transcript has a single exon. NCBI's taxonomy places the organism in Eukaryota, Fungi, Kickxellomycota, Kickxellomycetes, Kickxellales, Kickxellaceae. The record is from RefSeq and is a predicted model, not a curated record. The coding region runs from base 107 to 805 and encodes 232 amino acids.